This is a messenger RNA of Melopsittacus undulatus (budgerigar), 3363 nucleotides long. It is a transcript of the gene CTDSPL2, whose product is annotated as CTD small phosphatase like 2. The record is from RefSeq and is a predicted model, not a curated record. The transcript is spliced from 13 exons. Lineage: Eukaryota; Metazoa; Chordata; Aves; Psittaciformes; Psittaculidae. Gene Ontology annotation, molecular function: phosphoprotein phosphatase activity. Bases 187 to 1587 code for a protein of 466 amino acids.
GCGGUGUAGCAGGUCGGUAGGCGGGAAAUGGCGACUGGCUGCUGAGCGGCUGCGGAGCGCGGAGCCCCGGCGCGGUGUAAACACAGCGGAGCCCGGUGCGGCCCGGCCCGGCCGCCGGCAGCGCGGACCCCGGGGCGCUGCUCCCGGCCCCCCGCACCCGCAGCUUUACAUGUGGUACACAGGAAAAUGAGGCUGAGAACGCGGAAGGCUUCUCAGCAGUCGAAUCAGAUCCACACGCCACGUGCUCUGAGGGCAAAGAGGAAACACUCGGAGGUGGAGGAGAGCUUACCUGUCAGCGGAGGCAGGCCCACCAAGGAUGACACCGGCCUGCUGUCGUCCAUCAAGAAGUUCAUCAAAGGCAGCACACCCAAGGAAGAAAGAGAAAAUCCUGCAAAAAGAAGUAGGAUCGAGCGGGAUAUCGAUAACAACCUGAUCACAUCCACACCUCAAUCAGGAGAAAAGCCUAACAAACAGAUCUCUCGAGUGCGACAGAAAAGUCAGAUGAAUGGAGAAGCUGGAAGUUACGAAAUGACGAACCAACACGUCAAGCAAAAUGGGAAACUAGAAGAUAAUCCUGCCACGGGCAGCCCCCCCCGAACCACGUUACUGGGAACCAUAUUCUCUCCUGUAUUCAAUUUUUUUUCACCAGCAAAUAAAAAUGGAACAUCAGGAUCAGAUUCUCCAGGCCAAGCUGUUGAAGCUGAAGAGAUAGUCAAACAGCUUGAUAUGGAACAGGUUGAUGAGAUUACCACAAGUACUGCAACAUCAACCAACGGGGCAGCUUACACUAGCCAAGCAGUGCAGGUCAGGUCCACUGUCAACAAUGGUUUGGAAGAGGUGGAGGAAACAAAUGACCGGGAUCUGCCACCACUUACAGCACCAGUAUCCCCAGACUGUGGCUACUCAUCAGCCCAUGCGGAAGCUACCUAUGAAGAAGACUGGGAAGUCUUUGAUCCGUAUUAUUUCAUCAAACACGUUCCACCACUAACAGAAGAGCAACUGAACAGGAAACCAGCUCUUCCACUGAAAACAAGAAGCACACCAGAAUUCUCCUUAGUUCUAGACUUGGAUGAAACAUUAGUGCACUGUAGUCUAAAUGAAUUAGAAGAUGCUGCACUCACUUUUCCAGUUCUUUUUCAAGAUGUCAUUUACCAGGUUUAUGUCCGAUUAAGGCCAUUCUUCCGAGAAUUCCUGGAACGUAUGUCUCAGAUUUAUGAGAUCAUUCUUUUUACCGCUUCUAAGAAGGUGUAUGCAGACAAGUUAUUGAACAUACUAGACCCUAAAAAGCAGCUGGUCAGGCAUCGACUCUUCCGCGAGCAUUGUGUUUGUGUACAAGGAAACUACAUCAAGGAUUUAAACAUCCUUGGUAGAGACCUUUCAAAAACCAUCAUCAUUGACAAUUCACCGCAAGCCUUUGCUUACCAGCUUUCGAAUGGAAUUCCUAUAGAAAGCUGGUUCAUGGAUAAAAAUGACAAUGAACUCCUAAAAUUGAUUCCAUUUCUGGAGAAACUUGUAGAGCUGAAUGAAGAUGUCCGACCUCACAUCAGAGACAGAUUUCGCUUGCAUGACUUGCUACCCCCCGAUUAAAGCCUUUUGCCUCAUUACUGAAGGGGGAGAAAAUGCAGGACCCUUUUGGACUAUAACAAAACAUUGCCAUUACUGUUGAAACUUUGCAUUUUUGUACCCCGUCUUGCUUUUCUUAUCUUUGGUGCCCAACAAUAAUCAAGGGUUACAGGAAGAGACUUUCUAUGGCUGAGGUUGAACACGUUCAGUUCUCCACCGUACAAGCCCGUGGGUAGGCUAGAACAGAAGAGUCUUUAGAACUAGUGCAACUCCAACACGUUUUUGUAUGUCCAGGACAUCUGCAGUUUAUAAAGAAUUCUGUUUCUGCCACCAGCAGUUUGACCUGUAGAAACACAGGAUUUUAUGAUACAACAGAGAUUGAAAAUGGACUCGUGUUUUCUCUCUGUUCGGUGCUCUAAGUGGGUUUGUAGCCACUUUUCUGUUACUUUCAAGAUUCUCAUUUCAACAGGAAUGGCCAGUAAAAAGUUGGUUUCUUUUUCCUGUUCAGGUUUAUAACCUUUUUACAUUUUUGACCUGUAGUAGAUUAGAAUCUCAUUAUGCAUUCCUUUUAGUUGAGGCGCUUCAUAGUUUUCCUGGAAAUAGCCAAAUUCUCCUAGUUUUUUAUUAAACAGUUGAUGGCCGUUUUCCUGCUUCGUCUGCCUGCAUACUGUAUAUUUGUUUAAAAGUACUCUAGUUUUAGCCCACGUAAGUUUCAUUUAGAACGAGGAAAGAAAACCCACCCUGCAUUUAUCUUUUCUUUCUGUAAUAUCCUACUGUAGUCGGAAUCUUUUCAGCAAAUCCAGAGACUGGCUAGAUAAGAAGACAUGAAUUACUAAUAUCCAGACUAUUUGAGGCCCGUGCGCUGGACAGACGGUAUCUCGCGGUGGCACAGACGGACAAGGAAUACCUCAGACGAUGCUGUGGGUGCAGGUCUGGAGAGGAGCACCGGUGCAUGCCGGGGCCGGGCGGCCGGCUCGCUGCUGUCUCUGCCUCCCUGUGCUGGGCUCUCGGGGCCGGGGGUUCCAACGGUGAGUCCAUCUCCUCCCCUUUGGGGAGGCUUUUCCUAUAGGGGUUAGGCUGCGGCCGUGGGACGGCUCCGGCCGCACGGACGCGCCCCAGGCUCGGACUGGUUUUAUGUCAGAGAUGUCACAGAACGGCACUUUUUCUAAAGAGAAGUUUGAUAUUUUGUAUGCUUGUUCCGAAAGUCCAGUAUUGGAGAUUAAAGGUGGACAACUGCUAAGGGAGAAGUAUGUCAAUUAAUUUUGUAUGUAUAUGACCUGUUUACUUGUACAAUUUUAUUGUACAAAUUACAUGCAGCUUCAUUUUCAAAUGAGUCCUUAAAAUAAGGAAAAUCUUUUUAGGAGAACAUUUAAUUUUUGUAUUUUUGAUUUUAAAGGCAUGAGUUAUGUCAACUUUUUCCAGUGUAUUAAUGAAGAUUUUAACUUUUCAUCAGGUUGAGUGUUUUCUUACUAUAUUCUCUGUUGUGUAUGUAGCUAGCACAUUGUGUCACUGAACUGGUUAAAGAACUUAGCAUGUAGAGCAAGCCUGUUUUGUGGAAAAUCCUUCAUUCAAAGCAAACCAUCAUGGCAGAUUUUCUGCAAAAGAAGUGAAAACAUUUGCAAUUCAGAAUCCUGAUUGUUUUUGUAUUUAAAGAAAGGUAUUUUGCUUGCAGGAAAGAAAUACUAUGGAUUCAUUUUAAUGAGAAUCUUUUAAAUGUAUUUAUCUUUAGGGCAUCUGGGCAUCUUUACGCUGUUUGUCUUAUGUCUUUAUUGAAAUAAACUGUACAUAACAUGACUUUUA